GAUGCGCCUGAUUCGGUCACCAUUCAAUUCCAUCUUGUCUGGGACCUGAAUUUAAAGAGCAAAGGAAAGCGAUGACCGCCACUAGUAACAUGUAAACAGACUAUUGUGUGAUGUUUAUUUCCGUUGAUUUUGUCAGUGCGCGCCCAAAGCAUUUUAGAUCAAAACUCUCGAUGUAGUGAAGUUUCUUACAAAUAUUCGUACAAUGUUUAAUUAAAUAUGAUCCCCUCAAGAAAGAAUAAAAUAUUUUUUGUAGAAAAAACAACUUCCAGAGUAAGUGCUACUUGGAAAGGUUUACAUGUGGCUCUGUUCUUCUUAAUAGCAGCAAAUUCAUUCUUAAACUCCAUACUAAUUGGAAAGAUAUUCAAAGCGUUUAAUUACAAUUGUAUUAUAUUUUGUACAAACAUCACGUUCGAUGAGGAAAUUAUACCAGUUCACUUGACGGACGGUGACAACGGCAGAAAGCUGCUAAAUAUUAAUUCGUUGGAAUCCGAAGAAAAUUUUAGUGAAGUUAAAAGGUCGAUAGUAGACAAGCAACCCAUUAAUGGAACUCUGGUGCAACAAAAAUUCAUUUCUUCAUUAUUAACUGAGUCUACGGAAAAUUUGACAGUAUUUCGCAACGAGUCGAUUUUCGUUUAUUCCAACGAAAUAGAAACGACCAUGAUUCAUUCCAGGAUAAGUCUGAGAAAAAGUAGAUUUCCAUCGAAUUUUUUAUGCAACCUAACGCUGUGCACGGUUCUGAUGACUUUUAUUUGGUCGUUGUUUUUUGGAGUGCUUAUGGUCAUGUGUUCUAGAGGAGGAAGAGGAUAUUUGAAUGAUGUCUUGAGCAAACCGCAAAAUAUAGUCUACCCCAUAUUAGUGACGUCAGCAGUAUUUGCGGUUUUAAACUUGGUGGUAUCGAGUAUUUUUGAAAGAGGCACAAACAGUUUUUGCGAGAAUUUCGAGAUCUUCACACACAAAAAAACAUGCUCAUCGUCAAUAGAUCGUUUUACUGUUCAGUUCGUGCAAGAACAGAGAAGCUUUUACGUGUGCUACUUAAUUGCCAAUUAUUCCUUUUAUAUCGGCAUUGGUUUAAUAUUUGCACAAAUUCUAAUAACGGUAUUUAGAAUUUUGUGUGUGGUAGAUUAUCAGCUUUAUGCCUUACAUUUGGAAGAUAAGAGUCAAACUGAAACCAUUCCAGUGAGACAGCAAAAUUCCUCAGAAAUCGACACAACAGAAACGACAAGCAUCUAAAUGUUUUUUUUAUCCAGAAUGAGUGGCACCAGUGCUACAUAAAAGUUGCUUGUAUGGCUUUUAUUACAAAAACCAUAAGAAGAAGUACACAAUUCUCGCUAAUUCAGCCUUACAUGUUGUGCCUUAAGGAUUUGCAGAUGAAAUUAAGAGCAACGUUGUUAAACGGAACCAAUAUAUUUAAGUACUUAAUUGAUUAGAAAUCUGUAUGUAUAAAUUAUUAGGAUUUUAUAAAAGGUAACAAAUAAAGUACUUAAUUGUGGAUCUAAAUUCUAUUUUAGUUUUAUGCAUUUAUCGAUAUUUAAAAGUCUAUGACAUAGUUUCAGGUUGUAAUAGAUUAAUAAAUAUAAAUAAUAAUUGGAAAUGGUGAAGGAGCUGGAUAUGUUUAACUUGGACAGCAAAGAAUAUUAAAAAGUAGUAUGUAGAAUACGACAAUUUUUUUUGUGUAUAUCUAUUGUAUGUAAUUGCCAUAUUUUCUUUUUUAAUAAAGGGUGCAUAAAAAACUUGCAAAAAUGUUGAUGACAAUAUAUCACGGCC
This is a messenger RNA of Cylas formicarius (sweet potato weevil), 1764 nucleotides long. RefSeq lists its product as uncharacterized. The transcript is spliced from 5 exons. The coding region runs from base 217 to 1230 and encodes 337 amino acids. The record is from RefSeq and is a predicted model, not a curated record. NCBI's taxonomy places the organism in Eukaryota, Metazoa, Arthropoda, Insecta, Coleoptera, Brentidae.